AUGCAAGUCGACACCGACUCCCUUCCCGCCUCCUUCUCCGUCCCUCCCGCCGCUCAACACGGCCCGUCAACACCCACUGCUCUCGGUCCCUCAUCCUCCGCACCAGAAGACCAAGCCCCUCUCGUAACCCUAGUCCACAGAGCCUCGGUGCAAGCCGUACACCGACUGUAUUCGAAAGCCUUGACGGAACAACAGAAUGCGGGGAGGUAUGGAGCGUUGGCGAUGGGCGUGCAUGGGCAUACGUACGAGUUUGAAGUCAAGUUUCGAGGGCCGUUGUGUAAGGCGACCGGCCAAGUCUACGGCAACGGUCUGCUCGAGGACAUCAUGCACAUGGCGAUCCACGAAGUCCUCUCAUUCAAACACCUCGACAACGACCUCUCCUUCUUCCUCUCGCGUCCCUCGACACUCGAAAACGUCUGCCUGUUCGUCUGGAGGAACAUCAACGUCAUCAUGGCGCCGCAUCCGUACGAUGUUUGUGAGGUCAGUGUAGAGAGCGAACCGUGUCCGAAGGUUGGGGGCAGGGGGAUGAGCAAGUCCAGGGUGACGUUCUCCGGCGAGAUGAUCGGCAUCCCCUCUAUCCCAGCAUGA
Rhodotorula toruloides NP11 is the source of this 588-nucleotide messenger RNA. Its product is annotated as 6-pyruvoyltetrahydropterin synthase. Gene Ontology annotation, cellular component: mitochondrion. The record is from RefSeq and is a predicted model, not a curated record. Lineage: Eukaryota; Fungi; Basidiomycota; Microbotryomycetes; Sporidiobolales; Sporidiobolaceae. The transcript has 4 exons. The coding region runs from base 1 to 588 and encodes 195 amino acids.